AUAAUUUAUAAGAUUUACAGUCCGUGGACGAUCACCAGACUCCCUUUGAAAACAAAGAGAGGAGUAAUCGUCACCUGCAGACAUCUUUAUUAAUGAUUAGAUUGUAGCGCACCAGGACUGCAGCAGCAGCAGCAGAGAUGAGGAUCCGGCUGCAGGGUCCCAGCCAUGCUGCCAGCCUUCUCGCUGAACUCAACAGCUGCCGCCAGUCACGUCGAUACUGCGAUGUGUUCCUGCAGGUUGGUAACCGCACAUUCGCAGCACACCGUGCGGUGCUGGCCUGUGCUGGGUCGUACUUCCGCAACCUGUUUGCCCGGGCUCCAUCCUCGUCCAGCGCUGCCUUCUCUCUGGAGUUCAUCUCCCCAGCCAACUUUGAGAAGGUGCUGACAUUUGUGUACACGGGGGAGAUCUUGACUGACCUCAUAGAUGUCGGGGUGCUGUAUGAGCUGGCAGAGAGGCUGGGCGUUAGUGAACUGGUGAGGGCCUGUCACGCCACCUUCCCAGACCUGCAGACUUCAGUGUCUGCAAACUGUAAAGCAGGCAGUCCUGGAGACCUCGCCCUGGACUCUAGCAUGGUUGCUGCUGCUGCUGUGUCCACAGUGGCUGCUGUUAGUGCAGCUUCUGUAUCUGCAUCAUCUGUGUGUUCCUCUGCCGCCUCCUGCUCCUCUCUGUCUUCACCAGCUGGUCCGUCUGCUGCCCCGACCCCUGCUGCCGCUCCCUCACCUCUCUUCCAAGCCAGGGCAGCCAGGAUCAGCCGGGACACUCACAGUGUGGCUCUGUCUCUGGACCUGAAGGCAGAGGACAUGCAGUCUCAUAUCGGCUACGGGCAGAUGGCAGCAGAUCAUCAACUACAAGGAGGACACAGUCUUCUAGCCAACAGUCAUUCCAGUCAGAGUGAUGGCGUGCUGCCUCCGGGGCCUGUGCUGCAGCUGAAGACAGAGCAGGGGCUGGAAGAUGAGGCCGAAGGCAGGUGUGAGGACAGAGACACAGAUGGACAAAUGGUUUCUGAGAGCGCAGGAAGCUCUCUGCCGCAGAGCAGCAAUGCUGCACAGUCUGUCUCCUGCUCCUUCCCUGACUCCUCGGCUCAACUCGGAGCUGAGGCGUGUGACCCGACGUCAUCCUCAGGAGAGCCUCUGGCCAGCCUGCAGGUGGGAUCAGUGGAGGGCAGCGUGGUGGACGUCCAGAGGGACGGCAGGCUGAUGUUUGCAGAGGUGGAAGCGGGAGUGAGUGAGGAGGAGAGGGAGGCUCUGAAAGGGAAUGGAGCAAUAGAGGGUACAGAGGAGGAGCAGUGGAGACAGCUGGCAGGUGAGAUCAUCGAGCUGAGCGACGAUGAGAACUUUAUGGAGGAAGGAGAUGAGGAGGAAGAUGAAGAUGACCUUGUGUACGUGGAGAAUGGAGAGGGAGGGAACUCAAGCAGCCAGGUGACGGGGAACACACUGUCAUGUAAAGCCUGCGCGGUGCCUCUGCCAGCAGACCCUGCCGCCAUCAGAAGACACGCCGAGACUCACCUGACGGAGCUGGGGCUCUGCAGACUGUGUGGAGCCUCGUUCCCAGACCGCACCGACGGUGUCACACACUCCCUCUCCCACGUUGGGCUGCAGCUCUUCACCUGCGACAUGUGUCAGUUGCAGUUUUGCAGCCAAAACAAACUGCUGCGUCACCACCACCAGACAGCCUCCAGUUACACGAUACCACAGGGGGCGCUGACCAGCAGCAGCCAGGGGCCGAGCUCCGAGCUGCAGUGUGCAGUGUGCAACAAAACUCUCAGCAAGGACUUCCAGACGGUCAAAGACCACCUGCUGGGCCACGUGUGUCCCCAGAGCCUGAGCUGUGGUGUGUGUCACCUCCCCCAGCUGUCCCUGUGCUCCCUGUUGUGGCACGCCCUCGCCCACCUCUCUCUGCCCGUCUUCACCUGUCCGCACUGCGCCCGCUGCUUCGUAGAGCGCUCCCUGCUGGAUAGACAUAUGACUGUACACGCCGAGGAGGCGGCGGCUAAGGAGCGGGAGCGGUCGGCGCUGAGGGCCUACAGAGUCGGGGCGGAUGGAGUCGGGGGAGGUGGUAUGGCGGGAGUGGAGGAGUUGCAUUGCUUCCUGUGCCCGCAGACUUUCCGCUCCUCCUCUGCCUUUCAGUACCACCUCAGCCUGCACACCAACGAGUCCCUGGGGGCCGGGGGAGGUGUCGGGAGUCCGAGCUGGUUGGGCAAACGUAAAGCUGACCAGUCUCUGGAGUGCCCACCGUCUUCCUCCUCUCCACGGGAAGUUGGUGGCCUUGUCAAAAUGAGCAGCCUAGGUUUGGGGCUGGGAAUGAGCUUCAGCAUACCAGAUAAGUUUUUCCAAGGGUCAAUGCACAACCUGCCCUCUGGGAUGUUGACCAAUGGGAGUUCAGUUCAGGACGGAGGAGUCGGGGCAGCAGGCGUCCGUGGGAAAUGGUACCGGUGUCGCUACUGCGGCAAACGCUUCGCACACUCAGGUGAGUUCACCUACCACCUGCGCAUCCACACCGGGGAGAAACCCUACCAGUGCAAAGUCUGCCUGCGCUUCUUCAGAGGCCGCUCCACCAUGAUCUGCCACCUGAAGACGCACGCCGGUGCCCUCAUGUACCGCUGCACCGUCUGCGGCCUUUACUUCUCCACGCUGAAGCUGGUGUCAUCGCACAUGGAGCUCCACAAGGACCACCUGCCCCCGGACUUCAACAUCGAGCAGACCUUCAUGUACAAUGAUCACUCUAAAGAACCGCUGCCCACUGUGGACGCCUGAUGUGUCGGCGUGGUGUUCCUCUCCUCGUCCCUUUUCCCUCUCUCUGACACUUCCUGUGUCUGGUUGUCGUGGACCACAAACUGUAUACAAUAGACUAGUAGGGCUGAAAAUAAUGAUUAUUUUUAUUAUUGAUUUUUUUAAUGAAUUGAUUAAUCGUUUAGUCUGUAAAAUGCCUGAAAAAAAUUUAAAUGGUUGUCACUUUUGCUCUAAAUGUCAGGUGACAGCUUCAGAUUGUUUGUUUUAUUCCACGAACAGUCCAAAACCCAAAGAUAUUCACUUUAUGAUGAUAGAAAAAAAUGCAGCAAAUCAUCAUCUUUUCUUAAUAAAUGUCUUAAAUGAAUACUUCAGCUGCAAAAUGACAGUAUAUCAGUUACUUACCACGUUUCCUUGAAUUCAUGAAGAAAUCUUUUGUUUCCUCACAUGCCUCCUCAGUAAACGGAGAAUCCAAAAAAAGUGAACAUUCUUCAUGAAUUGACGUAAACAGAGACUGCAUUUAACAACAAAAAAACAUCAAAACAUCCAUUUACGAACUCCCACACAAUUUGUGUUGUAUAUCCCAAGUCUCAUAUAUCCAGUCUUAUGCUCAGCACUUCCCAAACAGAUGUAUUUCUGCUAAAACGUAAGAAUAUAAAUCACUUCUACCUACCAGUAGCCCAACCUGAGCUUACCUGGUCGUAUGUACAUGUCUUAAAUCGUAAUGUUUUGGAGAACUGAGCGUGCAACUGGAUAAAUGAGACUUGGAUCAUACUGCACGAGUUGUGUGAGAGUUUAUAAAUGAUGUUUUUAAAUGUGGACCAUUUACUUCAAUUCAUGAAGAACGUUUUUUAGAUUCUCCGUUCACCGUGGAGGCCUGAAGAAGAACUGUUUUCUUUCAGGUAUUCAAGGUAACAGCUGAAAUUCAUGGGACACAGAUAUGAUGUGUCAGGUAGGCGGGGCGGAGCAGGGUUUUUUACCUGCUACACAGACUCGUCUCAGUAGCAUGUGGCUGCUGCCAGCUUUAUUGUGUGUGCAGUGAGUUUUCCAGGUGAUGAUGCAGUUGGGUCUGCCGGGAUUGGAAACAUAUAGGCCAGUGGUUCCAAACUGGUGGGUCAUGGGUCCUUUCUGAAUAGACCGUAAGUGACUCGCAAAUGUGUCAAAUUUGUAAAAUACAGUUUAUUUUGAAGUGCAGUGAAUUUUUGGCACAGAGCUUUUAUUUUGA
Epinephelus lanceolatus (giant grouper) is the source of this 3951-nucleotide messenger RNA. RefSeq names its product zinc finger and BTB domain containing 39 (gene zbtb39). Gene Ontology annotation, molecular function: DNA-binding transcription factor activity, RNA polymerase II-specific; protein binding. Gene Ontology annotation, biological process: regulation of transcription by RNA polymerase II. Lineage: Eukaryota; Metazoa; Chordata; Actinopteri; Perciformes; Serranidae. The record is from RefSeq and is a predicted model, not a curated record. Gene Ontology annotation, cellular component: nucleus.